Molecule: messenger RNA, 4002 nt
Organism: Acanthisitta chloris (rifleman)
Lineage: Eukaryota; Metazoa; Chordata; Aves; Passeriformes; Acanthisittidae
Gene: CLSPN
Product: claspin
Exons: 24
Biological process (GO): mitotic G2 DNA damage checkpoint signaling; mitotic DNA replication checkpoint signaling; activation of protein kinase activity
Molecular function (GO): anaphase-promoting complex binding
Source: RefSeq, a predicted model, not a curated record
UUUCCGUCGGCAGAUUUGGGCUCAGAGCUGCAGAAAUCCCUCGACAGCGACUCUGACAGUGGCCAGGGCAGCGGUGAGACAGUGUCCCCCGAAGCCCUGGGCCAGGGAGCAGUGUCCCUCGAGGAUGGAGACUCAGAGGAAGAGGUUUUUGUGCGUAAAAAGGCAAAGAGCAAGAAGGUUCUGCAGGACAGUGACAGUGAAGAUGGAGAAGACAGAGGCUCAUCCAUGCAGGAGGAUCCUCUGGGUGGAGAGCAGGAGAACGGGGAGAAGGAGAACAUUUCUGCCCAGAGGGACAGGAAAUCCCAUCAGAUUCGCCAGGCACUGCUGGACAGUGAUGACAGUGACACUGGGGAGCAGCAGCAGGCUGAAAACCUUGGGACAAGCAGGACAUCUGGCUUGCCUGAGGCUGAGCUGGAAGAGGAGAGACCCCUAAAAUCUGGGAAAAAGUACAGGAAACAUAAACACAAACACAAUGUUGAAGAGGAGAUGGGAAAAAAAGCUGCAGGGAAAUCCAGAAGGAGGAAGGAGAAGGAGACGAGAACGGAGUCCCUGAAACAGCUGAGGAAAGAGGAGAAGCCUGGGGCAGAGGGGAAGCAGGUGGAUGGGGGUGAGAGGUUUCCCUUCAAUGACAGUGGAUGUCUUCUGGAUGACAAAGACCUCUUUGACAAUGGAUUGGAAGAGGAGAGUGACCUCCCCCCUGAGGAUGAGGAGUCAUUGGAGUCAAUACGAGCAGCAGUGAAACACAAGAUGAACAAGUAUAAGAACAAAGAGCGUUUUCCUGAAGGUGAAGGCUACAAACAUGUAUUUCAGGAGGAGGAGGAGCCUGUGAUAAAGGAACCCAAAAGGAAGGAGAGGAAAGCAGCAAGGCUAAGUAAAGAAGCCAUUAAACAGCUGCACAGUGAGAGCCAGAGACUUAUCAGAGAAUCAUCUGUGUCUCUGCCCUAUCACAUGCCUGAGACCAAGAGCAUCCAUGACUUCUACAAGCGCAGACCUCGCCCAGCGUGUCAGGGCAGUGCCAUGGCCUUGCUGAAGUCCUCUAAAUACCAAGUGCCCCUGGCUGAGGACUCUGCAGGCACUGGGAACUCGAGCAGGGACUGCAGAGAUGUGCCAGUGGAAGGGGCUCAGUCAGCAGCUGAUGAGCCAGAAACAAACCUUGGCAGAGAUGUUGAUGCUGCUGUGACCAAACCUCUUGGUGCUGUAGGGAAGGACUUGCCAGAGGCCUGUGCUGAGCAGCCCAGGCAGGACAGUGAUGACUCUGCUGCAGCUGCAGGGACUGCAACAACUGGUGGGAACACAGAGGAGCAGCAGCUCUCCAACCUCCUGAGCACUGACCAUGGUGAGCAGGACAGCGAAAUUCCUCCAGCAGCUGGAGAUGCCUCUGAGCAGAGAGGGGAAACAGCACCAGAUGCACAAGGUGAAACACACAGUCAACAAGUGGGGCCAGGGCUGGGGGCACAGCCUGAAAAAGUGAGGAAAUCCAAGCUGGAUAAGCUUCGUGAACUGGGAAUAGACCUGUCCAUCAAGCCAAGAAUCUGCUCUGACAAUGAGUCCUUCAUAAACCUCGAGGAAGCUGAACCAAAUAAAGAGCUGGAGGCCCUGAAGGAAAGAUUCCUGAAGCACAGUCUGGGAAUGGCCAAACCCAGAGCCGAAUGCACCAUAAACGUGAACAUCAUCCGGAAGGAGACGACGCCGGAUGGGAAGGAGGAGCUGAGAGCAGAGGUGGUGCCAGCAGUGCUGGCUGCAGAGAACCUGGAGGACACAGCCCAUACAAAGCCAGGUGAGAAGCUCCAGGCCCUGAAGGCCAAGCUGCAGGAGGCCAUGAAGCUCCGCAGGACCGAGGAGCGGCAGAAGCGACAUGCACUGUUCAAACUGGACAAUGAGGAGAUGCUGGAGGAGGAGGAGGAGGAGGAGGAAGAAGAGAUGACAGAGGAGUCUGAGGAAGAGGAAGAAGGUGAUCAUGAGGAUUCAGAAUUUCUCCUUGGGGAAGCAGAGGAAGAUAAUGAAGAUACAGAAGAGAAACACAUUGAGGACGGUGAUAAGGAAACGGACAAAGAAUCCAUGGAUGGGGAAAAGCUGGAGAAAUCUGAGCACUGUGAUUCUGUCCUCAAACUUCCUUCAGCAGAGUCUACCCUGCUGCUUUUCAAGGACAGUUCCUCAAAAAUGGGAUCUUCUCUUCCUGAUGAGAAACUGGAAAUGGAAGAAACUACAGAGAAAGGACCUACCAAGUUGGAGGAUGAUGAUUCGUCCUCUCUGCCCACACUGGCGAAGGAGAACAGCCACAACAGCAGCUUUGAGCUGAUUGGGUCCAUGAUCCCUUCCUACCAGCCCUGCAACAAACACUCCUCGCGUGGAGGGACCUUCCUGCCUGCAGCAGGAGGCUUCAGGUCGCCUUCCCCAGGCUUCUUCAAGACAAGCUUUCUCAGCUCUGCUUCCAAGAGCUCGGGGAAGACGUCUGAGCCCUCUCUCCCCAUAGAAGACUCCCAGGACCUGUAUAAUGCCUCUCCCGAGCCCAAGAGUUUGUUCCCAGGGGCUGGGGAGUCACGGUUUCAGUCUUCCCUGGAAGAUGACACUCAGAGCCAACUGCUUGACUCAGAUGGGUUCUUGAACGUGGGUCAGCACAGGAGUAAAUACCAGAGCCCGAAGCAUCGGCUGCCCCUGGCCAGCAUGGAUGAGAAUGCCAUGGAUGCCAACAUGGAUGAGCUGCUGGACCUGUGCUCUGGGCAGUUCAGCAGCCAAGUGGAGCAUGUGCCAAACUCCAGCAGCAACAAAAAGCAGAACAUGGAAGAACUCCUCAAUCUCUGCUCAGGAAAAUUCGUGUCUCAGAGUUCUCCAACUUGGGCAUCUUCAGUGUCUUCCAAGGCAGGAAAAGACAGUGACAUAGAAGAUCCCAUGGCAGAGGCUCUGGAGCUCUGCUCAGGCUCCUUUCCCACAGACAGGGAAGAGGAAGAGGAGGAGGAGCAGGAGGAGGAAGAAUUUGGUGACUUUCAGCUUCUAACGGACGAUGAGGCCUGUGCGGGCGCAGAGGAUGAGAAAAGUGGAGGUAGUGCUGCUGAAGAAGCAGAGACGAGUGAUGAAGAGGAAGAGCUGCUGAGGCAUAGACAGAGCUUGAAGAAAAAACUGAGACUGCAGGAUUUCAUGGAUGAUGAGGCAGAGCUGUCGGGGAGUGACGUGGGCAGUGAGGAUGAGUAUGAUGGGGAAGACCUGAACGAAUAUGAAGAAGAGAAGAUCGAUGAGGAGCUCCCCAGUGAGGAGGAACUGGGAAACCAAAUACAGAGGUUUCACAUGAAGGCAAUGCUGGACCAUGACAAGCGCCAGCUGAGGCUGUUCCAGGAGCAAUACCUCCCGGAUGGAGAUCUGCACAGCGACGGCCCCGGCAGGACCAGGAGGUUCAGGUGGAAAAAUAUCGAUUUUGCUUCGCAGAUGGAUUUGUUCCAGCGAGACUCGGAGGAUGAGGAGGACAGUGAGCAGCUGGACGAGGCCGAAGCCAAGUGGAGGAGGGAGCGGUUCGAGCGGGAGCAGUGGCUGAGGGAGCAGAAGGAAAAGAAUAAGGAGGAGGAGGAGGAGGAGGAGGAGGAAAUCGGGGAAGACAGUCAGUUCAUGAAGCUGGCGAAGAAAGUGACUGCCAAAUCCCUGCAGAAGAAAGCCAGCUCAGCAGUGGUGGCACAGGACUCAACCCUCCUGCCCAGGAACCCAUUUGAUGCCUUCAGACCUGCCAGGGACACCCAGAUAAAAAAUGGGUCUCUCCUGAACAGGCCUCAGGCUAUGCUUCAGAAACUAGCAGCCAUGUCAGAUCCCAAUCCAAAUGCCCCUCGAAAUUCAAGGAAUUUUGUCUUUCAUACACUUUCCCCAGAGAAGUGCGAAGAGGCAAAGGAGAAAUCAAAGCUCCAGGUGAAGAAGAGAGUUCCCCCUGCAGUGAUCACCUCUCCGGCCAAGAGGCCCAGGAUGGAGAGUGCAGAGGGAACCGCUCAGAGCCGAAGCAUAUUCCAGUACUUGGAGAGCUGA